This is a messenger RNA of Emiliania huxleyi CCMP1516, 731 nucleotides long. RefSeq lists its product as hypothetical. The record is from RefSeq and is a predicted model, not a curated record. The transcript is spliced from 2 exons. The coding region runs from base 14 to 406 and encodes 130 amino acids. Lineage: Eukaryota; Haptophyta; Isochrysidales; Noelaerhabdaceae.
AUCCCGCAGUGAUAUGCUGUCGGUCUGGGCUUGCGCAAUCACGGGCUACUCGGCUGUGAUGAGCACGCCGGGCUGCCGUGCCUGCGCGUGGAUGAGUACGCCGGGCAGCCGUGCCUGCGCGCGGAUGAGCACGCCGGGAGAGCGCGCCGACCUGGGCGAGGACGGGCUCGCCGGGGCACAGUGGUCCCGAGCCAAAUGGGCAACGGAGAGAGAGACGACCGAUGACGGGGCGUGCUACAUUGUCGAGGACGAGGACGCCCCGGAUCCGUCCAAGCAGUGGUUCUUCUGCUCCGACCCGGCAGAGGACGACAGCAUGCAGUGCGAGCUCGUGCCGGAGUGGAUGGGAACAGCGCCUGACGGAGGGCACGCGGUCUGGCUCUGCUCGAAGCCAAAGGUGACGAAGUAGCCCCGCAGUCUCCUCCCGGAGCGCGCAGGUUGCAGUCGCUUGCCCUUGGCAAGCCGAGCUCUGUCGCGGUCCUGCGAGAUCGCGCCUUGGCGCCGGAUGGCCCUGGGCGAGCGUGUACGUUGUCGGUGUGUGAGAGCGCGAGCGUACAUCUCCCUUCCCAUGAGUACCGCCACACAUGUCUCCGUCCGCAUGUUCGAUGUUGAGAGCGUGCGCUGCGCGUCCCUCUGCCUCUCUCGCUCUGUCUCUGCGCGUAGGUACUCAUGCACAACUCGCUGCGGUGCCUCUCUCAGAGGGAUUCGCCGUACAAAAACGAAUACAAAUGGAA